Molecule: messenger RNA, 1054 nt
Organism: Zophobas morio
Lineage: Eukaryota; Metazoa; Arthropoda; Insecta; Coleoptera; Tenebrionidae
Product: COP9 signalosome complex subunit 5-like
Exons: 10
Coding region: 191-1054 (287 amino acids)
Biological process (GO): protein deneddylation
Cellular component (GO): COP9 signalosome; cytoplasm
Molecular function (GO): metallopeptidase activity; protein binding; deNEDDylase activity
Source: RefSeq, a predicted model, not a curated record
UUUGCCAGACUAACCUUCAAAUCUCUUUCUUGUGUAACCUUUUGAGAAACAAAAUUGAACAAAAUGGCAGAGGAAGAUCUCUCUUUCUCUUUCUCUUCGGAAAUCAAUACCGAGGAAACCUCAGAAACGCAACUGUUUAAUUUUAGCGAAACGGAGUAUGCCAGCUUAGUCGCGAAAGCUCCAUGGAAUAAUGACAAAGUUUAUUUACUCAAAUGAGGCCACACAUGCAUUUGCAGGGGGAGACCAAGAAAUUAUGGGUAUUCUGGUAGGAAGAGUUAAGGAUAGGAGUUGUGUUGUUUUCGACUCCUACCCGCUACCCAUUAUAGGAACAGAGACGAGAGUAACCGAUAUGAGCUCGGAUCCCGUCGUCGGGGAGUAUAUGUACUUUUUGCUCGUCACUGCUGCUGAGAAGCUAAAUAAAAAGGAAAAGCUUAUCGGCUGGUACCACAGUCACCCCGGUUUCGGUUGCUGGCUGUCUAAAAUUGACUGCGGCACUCAACGAUGCUGCCAGCGUGGGGGCAUGCACGUCGCUGUUGUUGUCGAUCCGCACCGAACCCUGGCCGAUGGCCGCUUGGAGCUCGGAGCGUUCCGGUGCUACCCACAAGACUACCGGCCCCCUGGAAAAACCGAAACGCAGGAAAAGUUUCUUAAGUUUGGCUCGUGCGCAGAGGAGUACUACCCACUGGAGGUGGCGUACUUCAAUACCUCCUUUCAACAAAAAAUACUAGAAGAGGUUAGUUUGGGGCUUCAGUCAAGGGCCGUCCCGUGCUUGAGUUACGACGUGAGAAAGAACUACUUGAAAAAAAUGGUUGAUGACCUUAACAAUAAGUUUGCGUUUUGCGAUGCAGACGAUAAACCCUGCACACAAGAAAACGAGCUGUUCUUAGAAGAAAUCAGCUGCGAAAGUUCGAGAAUAGCAAAUGAAGUUUCCAGCGGAUUGGCUGAUAAUGCUCUACGAAACGUUCUAACUUCCGCCAAAGUGAAUGUUCAGGAGAAGGCGGCGGUUCCUACUACCACGUGGCGGGGUCUGUGCCGUGGUCCAGAAACCAGAUGA